UAGCCAAUUGCGCGGCACGAGAUAAUAAUGCCGGAAUAACGGCAGUCGACUGGCGAUCCAAAGAUUGACUGCGGCACAGGAAGCACCCUCGCCGUCGACGCGAUUGAUCUGGAUCAAACCUCACGCCCACACCCACCGCACCCUCUCUCCCCUCCUCGAACGCGCCGCCGGUUUCGAUCCGCCGGGACGAUACGAUGCUUCGACAGACUCUGGCUCGUUCGGCUUGGCGGACUGGCAGACACGCCCUCAAUGCCCCGAGGGCUUUUUCCGCCACUGCCCAGCGUCCAGCCGAGGUAGAGCUCACAAUUGACGGAAAGAAGGUGUCAAUAGAAGCUGGCUCUGCUCUUAUUCAGGCAUGCGAGAAAGCGGGAGCUACCGUUCCAAGAUACUGCUACCAUGAGAAGCUCAUGAUCGCCGGUAACUGCCGCAUGUGCCUGGUGGAAGUCGAGAAGGCGCCGAAGCCGGUAGCGUCGUGUGCAUGGCCCGUUCAGCCAGGCAUGGUGGUCAAAACCAACUCGCCGCUCACCCACAAGGCGCGAGAGGGCGUCAUGGAGUUCCUUCUGGCCAAUCACCCUCUUGACUGUCCCAUCUGUGAUCAGGGCGGAGAGUGCGACCUGCAAGACCAGUCGAUGAGGUAUGGGGCUGACAGAGGGCGCUUCCACGAGAUCGGAGGCAAGCGCGCUGUCGAGGACAAGAACAUUGGACCUCUGAUCAAGACCUCGAUGAACCGCUGUAUCCACUGCACCCGGUGUGUCCGAUUUGCGAACGACAUCGCCGGCGCCAACGAGAUGGGCUCAUCCGGCCGUGGCAACGAUCUCCAAAUUGGAACCUACUUGGAGAAGAACCUGGACUCGGAACUUUCGGGCAAUGUUAUUGAUCUGUGCCCCGUCGGCGCUCUGACUUCGAAGCCAUAUGCGUUCAAGGCCCGCCCAUGGGAGCUGAAGAAGACCGAGUCUAUCGAUGUCCUCGACGCACUCGGUUCCAGCAUCCGAGUCGACUCGCGCGGCCUCGAGGUCAUGCGCAUUCUCCCGAGACUCAAUGAUGACGUCAACGAGGAGUGGAUCAACGACAAGACUCGAUUUGCCUGUGACGGCCUUCGCACCCAGCGACUGACCAUCCCGUUGGUCCGGCGCGAGGGCAAAUUUGAGCCCGCCUCGUGGGAGCAGGCUCUUACCGAGGUGGCCGAGGGUUACGCCAAGGCUGCGCCCAAGGGCAACGAGUUCAAGGUCAUAGCCGGUCAGCUGACAGAAGUCGAAUCGCUUGUUGCUAUGAAGGAUCUCGCCAACAAGCUGGGCUCCGAGAACCUGGCUCUCGACAUGCCAUCGGGAGGGCAGCCCCUUGCGCACGGCGUCGACGUCCGCUCCAACUACCUGUUCAACUCCAGGAUAGCCGGCAUUGAGGAGGCCGACGCUAUCCUGAUCGUUGGCAGCAACCCUAGGCAUGAGGCCGCGGUUCUGAACGCUCGCAUCAGGAAACAAUGGCUCCGCUCCGACCUCGAGAUUGGUGUUGUGGGCGAGUCAUGGGACUCGACGUUUGAGUUUGAGCACCUCGGCGUCGAUGCCGACGCCCUGAGGAAGACUCUGGCUGGGCCAUUUGGCAAGAAACUGCAGAUCGCCAAGAGGCCAAUGAUCAUCAUGGGGUCUGGAGUUACGGAUCAUCCUGACGCCAAAGCCAUGUAUGAGCUUGUGGGCGCCUUCGUCGACAAGAACGCAUCCAGCUUCCUGACCAACGAGUGGAACGGUUAUAACGUUCUGCAGCGGGCGGCCUCAAGAGUCGGCGCUUUUGAGGUUGGCUUCGUGACCCCCUCGGCCGCGGUUGCCGAGACCAAGCCCAAGUUUGUGUGGUUGCUCGGUGCCGACGAGUUCUCCGUGGCAGACAUCCCCAGGGACGCAUUCGUUGUCUACCAGGGCCAUCACGGAGACAAGGGUGCCGAGAUUGCGGACGUGGUGCUCCCCGGCGCGGCUUAUACAGAGAAGACUGGCACAUAUAUCAACACCGAGGGCCGUGUGCAGAUGACGAGGGCCGCCACGUCGCUCCCCGGAGCUGCCCGGGCCGACUGGAAGAUCAUUCGUGCGGCUAGCGAAUUCCUCGGCGCCCCCCUGCCGUUUGAUGACGUGACAGCUGUGCGCGAGCGCAUGGUUGAGAUCAGCCCGGCCCUUGCCGCAUACGACGUCGUCGAGCCCGUGGCCCUCCAGCAAUUGAGCAAGGUGCAGCUCGUCGACCAGAACAAGGGCACCAAGGUGACUGGCAAGCCGCUCAAGAAGGUCAUCGAUAACUUCUACUUCACCGAUGUGAUCUCAAGGAGCUCGCCCACCAUGGCCCGGUGCUCAGCAGCCAAGGCAACUGGCAACCCCAAGACCGAUUUCAUGGCCCCCGGAAUGACCGAGGAGAAGCCGUUUGGCCAGGUGGCGUAUGGGUCAUAGAAAAAGAAGAGCACAUGGCGAGGGGAUAUGAGCCAAAAGCAAAAGGUUCGGGUGGGAGCGACCAUGGUUACCAGGAUGUAUCACGCUUAGAAGCAUGCGAUACGGCUGGGGCCCCCUCUUUCUUAUACGCUUGCACAUAGCUGUCAACGGUGAGCAUGUUUCGUGUUGUGAACAGAAUACA
This is a messenger RNA of Gaeumannomyces tritici R3-111a-1, 2604 nucleotides long. RefSeq names its product NADH-ubiquinone oxidoreductase 78 kDa subunit. The record is from RefSeq and is a predicted model, not a curated record. Gene Ontology annotation, biological process: ATP synthesis coupled electron transport. Gene Ontology annotation, molecular function: NADH dehydrogenase (ubiquinone) activity; iron-sulfur cluster binding. Lineage: Eukaryota; Fungi; Ascomycota; Sordariomycetes; Magnaporthales; Magnaporthaceae. The coding region runs from base 195 to 2423 and encodes 742 amino acids. Gene Ontology annotation, cellular component: membrane. The transcript has 6 exons.